This is a messenger RNA of Dentiscutata erythropus, 174 nucleotides long. The record is from the annotation of a GenBank genome assembly. Lineage: Eukaryota; Fungi; Glomeromycota; Glomeromycetes; Diversisporales; Gigasporaceae.
UUAUUACUGCACCCAAAUCAACCAAAAUAGAAAUUGAAACAAAUGUAAAGGACUUUUUAAUCUCUAACAAAAAUAGAAUUAAUUCAACUUCUAUAGAAAUUACCCAGGCAGCUCUAACUGUAGAAAUUAUUAACACUAUUAGCAAUAUUGAAUUAGAACCUCAAGGCAAUCUCU